Aegilops tauschii subsp. strangulata is the source of this 782-nucleotide messenger RNA. RefSeq names its product calmodulin-like protein 3. The record is from RefSeq and is a predicted model, not a curated record. Gene Ontology annotation, molecular function: calcium ion binding. NCBI's taxonomy places the organism in Eukaryota, Viridiplantae, Streptophyta, Magnoliopsida, Poales, Poaceae.
GUUCCAUUUGAAAACCACUGCCUACAUCAACCUACAUAUAUUUCAUUCUCUCUUUCUCAUGUGGGCGAUGGUGAUUAUGGGUCAAAACAUCCUAAUCGCAUUGGUGUCAUCUCUCCUGAUGUUGAUCUUGGGGACAUUGAUCAUAGAUGUAAUCCUGGUAAGCAAAAAGAUCUGGAGCUUCUUGUGCACACUUACAAAAUACCUAGUGCAUGACGACACCCUCGCCGUCGACUCCGUGGUGCUUGGUGAUAGCUGCGCACCGCCGGCGCAACUAGUUGGCGGCGGCGGAUUGACCUCUGAUGACAUAGAAAUUGUCACGACGAGGCUUGGUCUGACCGGGUGGAGGUACCAACGGUGUGAAGUAAUCGGUGUCGUAAAUGAGUUUAUGGACGGUAAGCAAGCGAGCGAGAGCGAGCUGGAGGAGGCCUUCUACGUUUUUGACCGUAACGAGGAUGGGUUCAUAUGCGCCGGGGAGUUGUGGAAUGUGAUGAGGAGGCUAGGGUGGAAAGAAGGGGCGAUGUAUGAGGACUGUGUGAGGAUGAUCCGCACCUUCGAUGAGGAUGGAGAUGGGAAGAUCAACUUCCUAGAGUUUAGAAGGAUGAUGGAGAAUGCCGUUUAAGUACCAUGUUCUUCGUUACUCUGCUCUUACUGUAAUAAGCCGUUGUAAAACCGCAUGGGACAUGUGGUUAGCAAAAAAAAUAAGCCGUUGUAAAAUGAGGCAUGAACAAUGUGUGUUGGUAUGCUAUAAUUUUUGGCAUUUAAAUAAGGUUUUUACCUCACUA